UGUUUUUUGAAAUAUAAAAUAUAAACAUUGAACUGAAAUUUAGUAUUUAGUUUAGUCAGUCAUAAAAUCAAAUUUAAUAUGGAAAUAAAACAAGAAAUUAGCGAGAAAACUAUUAAAAUAGAUAAUGAUAGGCUUGUUGGUCCAUUGGAUGCUUUCAAAAUUGAAGUUAAGGAAGAACCAAAUACAGAAACUGCACACCAAGCAUUUGAUUAUUUAGAUCAUUUCCUUGUAAACACUAAUGUAGAACCAGAUAAAUUUACAGGAUUUGAAGAAAAGAAAACAACAAACGAAGAAAGUUGUUCCCAGGAGGAGAACACAAUGGACAUUAUGGGAACGUUACAUUCGUCUCAUAAAGAUAAAUAUACAGGUCACCAUGUUGAUGGAACAAUAUUAAACACAAAUAUGGAAUUUGGUACUGGACAAAGACCUUACAGAUGUGAAACAUGUUUCAAGCAGUUUUCUCAAAUGAGCCAUUUGAAAUCACAUUUCAGAACGCACACUGGUGAAAAACCUUUUAAGUGUGAAACUUGCUUUAGGCAGUUUUCCCGAAAAAGUCAUUUGCAAGCACAUUUGACACUGCAUACUGGAGAAAAAUCAUUCAAGUGUGAAGUUUGUUUAAAACAAUUUGCUACAACGACUCAUUUAAAAAGACAUUUGGACAUUCACAGUGAAGAAAAACCAUACAAGUGUGAUAUUUGUCUUAAGGAGUUUUCUCGACCGAGUCAUUUAAAAAUACAUUUGGCAAUGCACACUGGAGAAAAACCGUACAGUUGUGAAAUUUGUUUAAAACAAUUUGCUACAACAAGUAUUUUAAAGAGACAUUUGGAAAGUCACAGUGGAAAAAAACCUUACAAGUGUGAAAUUUGUUUUAAGCAGUUUACUCAAGGAUCUUCCUUGAAACUACAUUCGACAAUGCAUACUGGAGCAAAACCGCACAAGUGUGAAAUUUGUUUAAAACAAUUUGCUACACCAGGUCAAUUAAACAGACAUGUGGAAAUUCACAGUGAAGACAAAACAUACAAGUGUGAAAUUUGUUCUAAGCAGUUUUCUCAAGCAAUUAAUUUCAAAACACAUUUGAGUGUGCACACUGGCGAAAAACCGCACGAGUGUGAAACUUGUUUAAAGCGGUUUAUUACUACAAGUGAUUUGAAAAAACAUUUAAAAGUGCAUACCGGAGUAAAACCGCACAAGUGUGAAACUUGUUUUAAGCAAUUUAUUGAAGCAGGUCAUUUGAAAAGACAUUUGAGAGUGCAUACAAAAGAAAAAUCUUACCAAUGUGAAAUUUGUUUAAAGCAGUUUAGUGAAGCAGGAACUUUGAAACUCCAUUUGAGAGUGCACACUGGCGAAAAACCUUUCCACUGUGAAAUCUGUCUUAAGCAGUUUGCUCGAGGAGAUUACUUGAAAAAACAUAUGAGAGUGCACACUGGAGAAAAAUCUGUGAAAAAAAGUGUGAAAUCAGGUUAACACUUUCGUUGUGCAUGACUCCCAACGGAGUGGUCCUUUGCUAGGUGCGCUAGGACCCUUAUCCCUGAUGUAGUGAGGUGGUAUGAAUGCAGACACAGGCGCGUUAACUAUUAUUUCACACAAUUUUUGACGGGGCAUGGAUCCUUUCGGUCAUAUACAUAUCGUAUAAGAAAGACUGAGGACGAUCUGUGUACCGAGUAUGGAGUAGUGGAUGACGCGCACCGCGUGAUAUUCGUAUGCCCUGUAUAUCAUGCAGGGCGAACCUCGCUGCAGCUGAGGAUGGGGUACCCUCUGGGUGAGCCCCAAGAAUUAAUGCAUAAAGCCAUUAUGAAUGAAAAAAUGUUUGACUUGAUCCUUGGAUUUGUCACUGAAACGAUGAAGCAUAAGGAAGAAAGAGAGAGGAGACUCCAACAAAGAUAAUCUGUUUGUAUUUCUUUUGAACAUGUGUCGUUUCGCGCCGACCGGUGUGGGUAGCCAAUAUACAACUCCCACUUCUGCCGGGACAGAGUCAUUUAUAAUAAAAGAAUUUUUAAUCCUA
Molecule: messenger RNA, 2002 nt
Organism: Diabrotica virgifera virgifera (western corn rootworm)
Lineage: Eukaryota; Metazoa; Arthropoda; Insecta; Coleoptera; Chrysomelidae
Product: zinc finger protein 235-like
Exons: 2
Coding region: 79-1464 (461 amino acids)
Source: RefSeq, a predicted model, not a curated record